AUGACUACAGCCAAGAUCAGGGUGUUCGCCAAGGAUGGGACUCACACCCUAUGCCGAGCUCUCCUUGACACUGCAUCUACGGCCAAUUUUAUCACGAGCGAACUGGCAAAUAAACUGCAGUUGCGCAAACGGUACUGUCCCGUUCCGGUCAGAGCCCUGAAUUCAUUACACACAACCUGCAAUUACUACACACAAGCUCGAAUCCAAUCAACCCACAACAAUCUUACUAAAACACUCGACUUCUUUAUCACGAAUUCAAUCUCAACAUUCACACCAACCAACACCAUCAACCGCGAGCACGUCACCGUACCUCGGAACAUCAAGCUGGCUGAUCCGGAAUUCCACAAGGCAGCCACGAUAGACAUGCUCCUCGGAUCAGGCCCAACCUUAUCAUUGCUAAGUGUCGGACAAAUCAAGCUACCGUCGGGCCCAAAGACCGACCUCAUCCUGCAAAAAACACAGUUAGGCUGGGUCAUCGGCGGGAGCGUUCCGAGUGGCGUCAAACAACGAUCCCAACCCUUCGAGACAUUCAAUUUACAGAUUGAAUUAGACAAAUUCUGGAAGAUCGAAGAGGGCAGCAACGAGCAACACCUGACUGUCGAGGAACAGGCAGCCGAAGACCACUUCCAACGCAACACGACACGGUCUUCGGAUGGUCGAUAUACAGUUGCUCUUCCCUUUAAGAACACCAUAAAAAAUCUCGGCGACUCCAAGCAGAUCGCCUUGAAAGGGUUCCACAACUUGGAAACAAGACUAGCCAAGGACCCGGAACUAAAGACCCAAUACGAGUCAAUAAUGGAAGAGUAUGUCAGACUCGGACAUAUGACGCUCUCUCACGACACCCAGCCGGGAUUCUACCUGCCCCACCACGCUGUCAUCAAGGCCAGCAGUCAGACGACAAAGAUUCGUGUCGUCUUUGACGCGUCUGCAAAGUCCAGUUCCGGGACAUCACUGAACGACACGCUGAUGACAGGCCCGACAAUUCAAGACGACAUGCAGACAUUGUUGCUACGAUUCCGCCUUCACCCGUACGUAAUCACGGGCGAUAUCGAGAAGAUGUAUCGGCAAUUCUGGAUACGCCCAGAAGACCGAAGAUAUCAACGAGUCGUCUGGCGAGACAACCAGGGGAAGAUACAAACCUACCAACUGAACACCGUCACGUUCGGCGUCUCAGCGGCUCCGUACCUGGCAACACGGUGUCUGAAGCAAUUAGCCAUGGAUGAAGCCGAUCGCUUCCCCAUAGCAUCAAGAAUCGUCCAGCGGGAUUUCUAUGUAGAUGACUUGAUCACGGGCGCUCAGACGAAACAAGAAGCCAUCCGACUGAGGGAAGAAUUAACACAACUUUUGGAGGUCGGCGGGAUACACAUCCGGCAAUGGGCAUCUAACGAUGAAUCCAUACUACGGGGACUGCCCGAGGGGACCAUAAAAAUCAAUCUGUCCGAGCAAGAUUCGACAUUCAAAACACUGGGCCUGUUUUGGACUUCGACCACCGACACCAUUAAUUACUCGGUCAAUCCGAUCGACGUGGACCAUAAGAUCAGCAAACGGACCAUGCUCGCCCAGAUUGCAAAAAUAUACGACCCAUUGGGACUACUUGGACCCGUGAUAGUCGUAGCCAAACUCCUAAUGCAAUCUCUUUGGCAAUUGAACUUGGACUGGGACGAAUCCGUCCCGGCACACAUCCACACCACCUGGCGAGAGUACUGCACGCAACUUCGGCUACUAAACGAACUCACCUAUCCUCGGCAUUCUACACUAAGGGAAGCAGACGACAUACAGAUACACGGGUUCUGCGACGCAAGCGAGAAGGCCUACGGUGCUUGCCUAUAUUUGAGGUCAACGCAUAAAAAUCAAGUCCAAUGCCAUCUCCUCUGUGCGAAAUCUCGAGUCGCCCCCCUCAAGACAGUGUCCCUACCCCGGUUGGAACUAUGCGGGGCAGGACUGUUAGCGAAUCUAUACUACAGCGUAGUGCAAGGCACGAAGAUCAACGCAAGCCAAACAAUAUUCUGGACAGAUUCAACAAUCACACUACACUGGAUCAACACCGAACCCAAGCUAUUGAAGACAUUCGUCGCAAAUCGUGUAUCAAACAUACAACAAAGAACAACUGCAAGUAACUGGAGACACGUGCCCACCGAUCAUAAUCCUGCCGACCUCUUAUCCAGAGGCUUGCUCCCUCAAAGGUUUCUACAAACCAACAUCUGGAACCACGGACCCGACUGGCUGGUACGGCCAGAUUCACAAUGGCCAGUACAACCAUUAAGCAUACCGUCACAACUGCCAGAAGUAAAAAAACACCUCUGCCUGAUGACCGACACGCAACCGGAACUAAUCUGGAACCGCUUCUCAUGUUUCAACAAACUUGUCAGGACCAUCGCCUACUGCAUGCGAUUCAAAAAACCGAAGCUACAUCGCGGACCUCUCAGCACAGAAGAAUUGGAAGGAGCACACGAUCGGAUAAUAAGAUUGGUGCAACACAGCCACUGGAGGUCGUCUACAUCGAUCCAACUUGCCAUACAACAGAAGACAUCAAAUCAUCAUCCCGAAGACACAUCAUGUUACAUCGCUAAUAAUCAGUCAAUAUCAUACAAGAAACUUCCAUGCAGGAACAUUGGCCACGCUUCAUUGCAUUAG
Molecule: messenger RNA, 2634 nt
Organism: Eufriesea mexicana
Lineage: Eukaryota; Metazoa; Arthropoda; Insecta; Hymenoptera; Apidae
Exons: 1
Coding region: 1-2634 (877 amino acids)
Source: RefSeq, a predicted model, not a curated record